AUGGCUCUGGUCCCACUUUUCGGGAGGAAUGGAUGGCAGCACUUCACUAUUCGCGACGUCCAAGGGCAAAAGCUCCAAUAUCGAGUCGAGGCGGGAAAGCGAUUGCCAUCACCACACUAUCCAACCCCUCAUAUUGAAAAUACAGUCAAAAUGGGAGGCGGUCCUAAGGUUCCCUACCCCAAGCACGUCUGGUCGCCGGCCGGUGGUUGGUACGCCCAGCCCGCGAACUGGAAGCGUAACACCGCCGUCAUCGGUGCCGUUAUGGCCGGUGUCGUUGCUGUUAUCUGGAAGAUCAGUGCCGAGAAGGAGGUGCGCUACGUGAUGCCUCAGGAGGGCCGGUUCUUCCCCAGCAGAUACUGGUCGAAGCAAUUGAUCGAGUACGACAGAGAACAGGCCGCGAGGAAGGCCAAGGAUACGACGCAGGCGGAGGCGAUUCAGAACUCAUAA
Molecule: messenger RNA, 447 nt
Organism: Colletotrichum abscissum
Lineage: Eukaryota; Fungi; Ascomycota; Sordariomycetes; Glomerellales; Glomerellaceae
Exons: 4
Coding region: 1-447 (148 amino acids)
Source: RefSeq, a predicted model, not a curated record